Molecule: messenger RNA, 2526 nt
Organism: Plasmodium gonderi
Lineage: Eukaryota; Apicomplexa; Aconoidasida; Haemosporida; Plasmodiidae
Product: phosphoacetylglucosamine mutase
Exons: 1
Coding region: 1-2526 (841 amino acids)
Biological process (GO): UDP-N-acetylglucosamine biosynthetic process; carbohydrate metabolic process
Molecular function (GO): phosphoacetylglucosamine mutase activity
Source: RefSeq, a predicted model, not a curated record
AUGACAAAUCGAGAGGAGAGUGUAUUUUUCCGAAAGAUCAAACCAUGCAUUGAAAAGUACAUGCCCUGUUAUUCUCCUUCUUCUUCUUCUUCAAAAGAAUGUGAAAUACAGUUUGAGUCUACUUUCGAAUUAUCAUAUGGAAACAGUGGUUUUCGAGAUAAAUACAAAGCAACUGGUUGUGAAUUGUUAAAUGUUUUUAACAAAUGUGGCAUCCUAGUAGGGUUGUUAUUUAUUAAAUACAACUAUGAGAGAGCCAUAAGAUACAAUUUAUUUCAUUACUCUUUUGAGGAAGGAAAGAAUGUAAUUCAUCACAAGUUGUUAAACAAUUUGAAGCAUAAAAUUCGAUGGAAGAAUGUUGGAAUAAUUAUAACAGCUUCUCACAAUGCGCAUGACGAAAAUGGUGUAAAGAUAAUAGAUCAGAAUGGAAGACAAAUAAAUGAAUUAUAUGAAAAUUAUUUAUCUGAACUUGUAAACAAACAUUUAAGAUAUUUAAAGAAAAAUAAAAAAUGUAUCAUUGAUGAUAUUGUUCAUGAUAUAAUUAAUUUCAUUGCACAGUUCUUUAAAGAAGAAAUAAAUAUCGAUAUAUAUGAUAAUGAAAUAUUUAAUAAUAUAAACAAAUUAGAUAACAUAAUACAUUAUUGUAAUGUUAAUAAUGUACUAAAAGGAAAUGUGUGCAUCGGAUUUGAUACCAGGACUAGUUCAAUCCAUUUAAAUAAUAUCAUUAUAGAAACCUUAAACUCUCUUAAUAUUUACAAGUGUAUAAAUAAUAUGUGUUAUGUUACAACACCAUGUAUGCAUUUCAUUGUAUAUUUUUUUAACGAAAUAUUUAUAGACCAGAAAUUAGACACCGAGGUUGUUAAGGACGAGAAAUACGUUAUACAUAAAAAAAAAGGAGACUUAAAUUAUAUGAACAAUUUUCACAUUCAGGAAACAAAAUCAAUUAUGGAUCUCUACUACUUUGGGAGGGAGAUAAAACAAAAUAACUCUUCAUAUGAUAGUCUCAAAAACCAUAAUGAUGAAGAAGAAACAGAUUUGAAAAAUAAAUUCCAUAAAUUUAAAGACCAUUUACAAAUGGAAAAUUAUUGCCCUUCGGAAGGAAACAAACUCCAUCAUAGAAAUUGGCACCAUCUAGUGGCUCAUAACAGUGACAGAAUUUACUACGACUAUUUUAUACGCUCUUUUGAAAAGCUUUACAAUUAUAUUAACGAAAUAUUUAAUGACAUUUUAAAAAAAAAUUGUAAAGAAGAAAUUAUAUAUGUAGAUUGCUCUAACGGAAUAGCUAGCUUAAAAUUAGACAAUUUUCAUGACAUUUUUAAAAUUUUAAAAAAAAAAAUAAUUAAAAUAAAUUUUUUGCAAGAUGAAAAAAGCGUUCUAAAUUUCCAUUGUGGUGCUGACUAUGUUUAUAGGAAAAGAAAAAUACCUCGAAAUGGUAUCAAACUUAUCCAAAAUCCAAAGACGAAAUUGUGUUCAUUUGAUGGGGAUGCAGAUCGAGUAGUCUACUUAUAUGUCAAUGACACAUUGCCAGCUUCCCUCAAAGAGAAGAAGGAAGAAAUCGCUCGUGAAAUAAUAAGCACAGAAGGAGUAGGUAAAAACGAGGGUGUACCCCUUCAUGGGAACGUCAAUUGUGUUGCCAUUUUAGAUGGUCCGAAAAUAAUUUGUCUAUUUUUUAAAUGCAUAGCAAAAAUGCUGAGCCAUGUUGAGGUAAAAAAAAAAUGCCAAAAUGAGGGCAGUGGAAAAAAUGGACCAAACGAGCCUAACACGCUGAGCAAGCCGAAAGAACAAAAUGAACAACCUGAGGAGAGAAAAAAAAUUGACAUCAAUAUAAUACACACAGCCUACGUCAACUCAGCUUUUAUAAAUCACAUAAAUGAAGAAAAAAAUUUUGCAAAUAAAAACAUUGAAUUGUUUCGUCAUAUUAAUGUAAAUAUCAUAUGUACAAAAACAGGCAUUAAACACUUGGACAAUAUGGCAAGAAAAUCCACCAUAGCUAUACUUUUUGAACCUAAUGGCCAUGGAUCAAUUUACACAAAUUUGCAAGAAUUGAACGAUUGGUCUAUCCAUUUAUGCAUACAAAAUGAUAGAUAUUUUGUGGCAUUAAAAAAUUUUUUACUUUUUUUUAAUCAGACAUCGGGAGACGCUAUUGUGGAUUUCAUUGCUAUCGAACUCUCUUUAACAUUUCUCAAUUUAACUAUAAAUGAUUGGGACCAAUUUUUUACUCCCUUGCCAUCACUAUACAUUAAUUUGCCUUGUCCCAAGUAUGUAUUAGACAACAUAAUUCCACAUCCGGACCAUGAAAAGUAUCUAAUCAAGCCUCAAGGUUUACAAAAUCGAAUCGACAAAAUUGUUUUCGAAAUAGACCCCACUCAUGGGAGAUGUUUUAUCAGACCAUCUGGAACAGAGAUACUGCUUCGUAUUUAUGCAGAAGCACAAACUCUGAGACAGCGCGAUCAUAUUCUGGACAAAGUGAAACAGGCACUCCUUCAGUACAUUCACGAAACGGACAUGUGUUCUUCUCACGAGUCAUAG